AUGUCAACAAGAUCGCAGAAUAGACACAGAAAUCAGCUUCUAUUACCCUUGCAGAAAAAAUAUGUGACUAAAUAUGUCCAUAGUAAUGGACCCCAAGAUAUGCCUGUUCAGGAUCCAAUGGACUUUAACAAUUGGACUGAGGACCAGCUUAGAAAAUACAGGGAAAGAUAUCUUAAUCCAAACCAUAUAAUAUCUCCUGAUAUUAAGACAUUUCAAGGAUACAUGUUGGAAGAAAACAAGUUGGGUGAAUCAACAGAGUCAUACAUCAAGAAUGAGGAAAACAGAAAUCAGAACGUGUACGAUUACAGGACACGUGAAGAUCUUCGAAGCAAUGUUGAAAAUCACUUUAAAAAUGGUCUUAAUGUCAAGGAGAAUGAUGUAAUUGCUGGUUUCCUGUACAAGGUGCAAAAUGAGGAUAAAAACUUCCGUUUGUACUUUGACAGAAAUAAUUAA
This is a messenger RNA of Brettanomyces bruxellensis, 453 nucleotides long. RefSeq lists its product as uncharacterized. Lineage: Eukaryota; Fungi; Ascomycota; Pichiomycetes; Pichiales; Pichiaceae. The transcript has a single exon. The record is from RefSeq and is a predicted model, not a curated record. Gene Ontology annotation, molecular function: protein binding. The coding region runs from base 1 to 453 and encodes 150 amino acids.